Knipowitschia caucasica is the source of this 819-nucleotide messenger RNA. The record is from the annotation of a GenBank genome assembly. Lineage: Eukaryota; Metazoa; Chordata; Actinopteri; Gobiiformes; Gobiidae.
AUGGAUGCUGUGAUCGUGUGCAGCUCUGGACCUGCUGAGAUCCUAAAGCCACGACACCUGCUGUCCGUCACCUGCUGUCCGUCACCUGCUGUCCGUCACCUGCUGUCCGUCACCUGCUGUCCGUCACCUGCUGUCCGUCACCUGCUGUCCGUCACCUGCUGUCCGUCACCUGCUGUCCGUCACCUGCUGUCCGGACUCCCUCGGCUUUUUGUAGCUGUUUGCAGCAGGAUUUCUCCAGGGACUGCACAGAACAUGUCCUUGCCGAAGCCUCAUCUGUUUGUGAAUCGCUCUGAUGAUGGACAUUUGGACAUCGUUUGUAGAAUCAUCUCCUGCUCUCCGAUCAAACCAAACCUCACGCUUCUGGACCAUCAGGGACGUGUUCUGCCAGAGCAACAACCGGGCGCCACGGAAGAUGGCGGCGAGUGUUAUACAGAAGAGAAACUGGCCAGAAUCUCAGCCCGAGGCGUGAAGAUAGAACCUACAGAGAACCUGACAGAGAACCUGACAGAGAACCUGACAGAGAACCUACGAGACUACAGAGAACCACAGAGACAGACAGAGAACCUGACAGAGAACCUGACAGAGAACCUGACAGAGAAACCUGACAGAGAACGACAGAGAACGACAGAGAACCUGAACAGAGAACCUGACAGAGAACCUGACAGAGAACCUGACAGAGAACCUGACAGAGAACCUGACAGAGAACCUGACAGAGAACCUGACACAGAGAACCUGACAGAGAACCUGACAGAGAACCUGACAGAGAACCUGACAGAGAACCUGACAGAGAACCUGACAGAGAACCUGACAGAGAACUGA